Molecule: messenger RNA, 3699 nt
Organism: Salarias fasciatus (jewelled blenny)
Lineage: Eukaryota; Metazoa; Chordata; Actinopteri; Blenniiformes; Blenniidae
Gene: mid1
Product: midline 1
Exons: 11
Coding region: 313-2379 (688 amino acids)
Biological process (GO): regulation of microtubule cytoskeleton organization
Cellular component (GO): cytoplasm
Molecular function (GO): zinc ion binding; protein binding
Source: RefSeq, a predicted model, not a curated record
GCUGGCUUUCCUGGAAUUGUCGGGCAACUUUUCCUGUUGUGCUUGCUACCGCUUGCUCAAUCUCAUGCCUAAUGACAGCUCUGCUGCAGGAUUACUGGGGCUGUGAAGACCCGUGCCGUCCGGAUGCAUAUCCCUACAGCAUGCUGGAGUUUGUGACUGGUGCAUUUGUUGUUGUAAACAUGUUUUCAUGACUCAGGUCAGAAGUUUUCCUUCAGCAAAAAUGUCUCGGCAGUGCAAAGUGGGGCGAAGUCCAUCGAUAGCUAAUCGGCUUCCCUGGAUUUCGCCUACAUUUCCUCUUUGUUUUGCCUGAAAAUGGAAACACUGGAGUCGGAGCUGACCUGCCCAAUCUGUCUGGAGCUUUUUGAGGACCCGCUGCUCUUGCCCUGCGCUCACAGCCUUUGUUUCAACUGUGCUCACCGAAUCCUGGUUUCCCAUUGCACCCCCAGCGAGUCCAUUCAGUCCAUCAGCGCCUUCCAGUGCCCGACCUGUCGCUAUGUCAUCUCCCUCAACCAGAGGGGCCUAGAGGGACUCAAACGCAACGUGACCCUGCAGAACAUCAUCGACCGCUAUCAGAAGGCGUCUCUCAGCGGACCUAACUCUCCUAACGAGACGCGGCGCGCGCGAGCCGUCCCCGACAGCAAAGCCAUGACCUCCCCCGGCGGCCGGGUCCAGUGUCAGUUCUGCGAGCAGGACCCCCCGCAGGACGCGGUGAAGACCUGCGUCACCUGCGAGGUGUCGUACUGCGACGAGUGUCUCAAGGCCACCCACCCCAACAAGAAGCCCUUCACGGGCCACCGUCUGAUCGAGCCCCUGCUGGACUCCCACCUGAGAGGCCUCAUGUGUCUGGAGCACGAGGACGAGAAGGUCAACAUGUACUGCGUGACGGAUGAGCAGCUGAUCUGCGCGCUGUGUAAGCUGGUCGGCCGACACCGAGACCACCAAGUGGCCGCUCUCAGUGACCGAUACGACAAACUCAAGAAAUCUCCUGACCGCUUUCUCUGUGUGGGGCGUGAUCAUUCUCACCAGGAGGCAGACCAGCAGGCCUUGGAUUCCAACCUCAGCAAUCUCAUCAAGAGGACCAGUGAGUUGGAAAGUCUGAUGGGCAAACUUAUCCAGACCUGCCAGCACGUGGAGGUAAAUGCAUCGCGGCAAGAAAACAAGCUGGUGGAAGAGUGUGACCUGCUGAUUAAUAUCAUACAGCAGCGAAGACAAAUCAUAGCCACCAAGAUAAAGGAGGGAAAGACUGUGAGGCUGAGGAAGUUAGCCCAGCAGAUAGCCAGCUGCAAGCAGUGCAUCGAGAGGUCCUCCUCCCUCAUCACUCAGGCCGACCAAACCCUCAAAGAGACGGAUCACACUCGCUUCCUCCAGUCGGCUAAAAGUAUCUGCGAGAGAGUGUCUAUGGCAACAGCUUCCUCGCAAAUCCUGCUCCCGGAAAUAAACCUGAAUGACACCUUUGAUACCUUUGCUUUGGAUUUCUCACGGGAGAAGAAAAUGUUAGAAAGCUUGGAUUACCUCACAGCGCCAAAUCCGCCGGCAAUCCGCGAGGAGCUCUGCACCGCUUCAUAUGACACAAUCACAGUCCACUGGACAUCAGACGACGAAUUCUCUGUUGUUUCGUACGAACUUCAGUACGCCAUAUUUACCAACCAAUCCAAUGUUGUCAGUCUGUGUAACUCUGCUGACAGCUGGAUGAUAGUGCCAAACAUCAAGCAGAACCACUACACCGUGCACGGACUCCAGUGUGGCACCAAAUACAUCUUCAUAGUGAAGGCCAUAAACCAGGCCGGCAACCGCAGCAGUGAGCCAGGGAGACUGAAGACCAACAGUCAGCCUUUCAAACUGGACCCAAAGUCUGCGCACAGGAAGCUGAGGGUGUCCCACGACAACCUGACGGUGGAGAGGGACGAGACCUCGUCCAAAAAGAGCCACAGCCAGGAUCGCUUCUCCAGUCACAGCAGCUAUGGCGUCACGGGAAACGUCUACAUCGACAGCGGCCGCCAUUACUGGGAAGCUCUGAUCGGAGGAAGCACAUGGUUUGCGGUGGGAAUCGCUUACAAGUCCGCUCCGAAGCACGAGUGGGUUGGUAAAAACUCUGCGUCCUGGGUGCUGGCGCGCUGCAACAACUCGUGGGUGGUGCGCCACAACAGCAAGGAGAUCCCCAUCGAACCCUCUCCCCACCUGCGGCGUCUCGGAGUUCUGCUGGACUACGACUCCGGGCUGCUGUCCUUCUACGACGCCGUCGGCUCUCAGCACUUGCACACGUUCGACAUCGACUUUGUUCAGCCCGUCUGCCCCGUGUUCAGCGUGUGGAAUAGAUGUUUAACGAUACUCAGCGGACUGCCCAUCCCCGAUCACCUCGAGGGAACAGACUACAACUGAUGUGAGCGAGCGGAGGCCGAACGGCCCGCCUUCCAAACUGUGACCCAGACACAUCCCUAGUAAUUAAAAACAAUUCAAAUCAAAAUCGCUGCCAUGAAAGCUUUGACAUUGGGGCUUUGUGGAAGUUAAUUGGAGUUAUGGAAGAAAUUAUUUUGAGGCACUUGUAAAUGUAUUUCUUUUUUUUUUUUUUUUUUCUUGGUUUGCACAUUCAUGUACAGUACAUUAUACUGCUGGGUGGUUUUUGGAGACUUGCUUACCAUUUAAAAUGUUGAAAUAUUUUAAAUUGUUUGAUUUCUAAGCUCAUGUGACAUGUUUGUGUGUGUGCGUGUGUGUGUGUGUGUGUGUGCGUGCAUGUGCGUGUGGUGCUUUUGAAGAUAAUCAUCAGUCUUCAAGUGAUUCCUUUGUUCAAAUCUUUUGGAAGGUUGAUUUAUGGACAAUUUUUGAUUUUUUGUUUUUGUGUUAAAAGUUAUAGCACUUUGUUAGGAUAAGAGUGUCCCUAGUAAAUGUAUUUUUAAGACACUUUUAUUAUAAAACACAUGUUUACCAGUGACUGAUUUUAAGGGAAAUGCACUUAAAUAGAUCCAGUAAUAAUAGUAAAAAUUAGUUUUACCUAGAAUCCAACAUUUUUAAAAUAUUUAUUACCUGCAAAUGCCUUUGUACAGUUAGAUCCAUCAGAUUAUUCAUCUCCUUCUUCUAGCAUUUCAGAACAACUCCUCCAUAAAGUUUUUACAUUUAAAGUUCUCGAACAACAUGCAAUAAAUCAUAUAAUUACCUGUGUGGAUUGUCUUCUUUGUUUCAGUAUGUACUACAAAUGUGUCUCAAUAGGAAAACAAUUAAAUACAUGCAUAUUGUUUGCACUCAUUCACUUUGGGGUUUUUACUGAGGCAUGGAUAAGUGUCCACAACAGGGUGAAAAGAAAACAGCAACAUCAGCGUGGAGGAAAGUGUCACUGUUUCUUUAUGAAUCUCUGACCUGCACUGAACCAAAAUACAACUUUUGACAAGAUUUGCUCUGACAUCUCUUUUUGUACUGAAGUAACGUGGCUUGAAUUCUGCAGCGUCUCCCUUCAACUAAGUAGACAAGAGCAACGAAAAAAGAGAGGGAGGGGGAAGAUCUGAACUCUCUGUGACCCCUCUAUGAGACACCCUGCAGAUAAGCCACCUCCUCCUUGUAACACCAUUAAGACAGGAUUUUGAGACGUGUUCGUUUUUUUUAUGUAAAGAAGUGACAGUGGUUUGAUGGAAGCUCGAUAAAUGCACUAUUGUAGAUUGCACUGCCAUUUUCAAUAAAAAUACAAAGAUAUUGUUUAGGAAUGAUUUA